Messenger RNA from Camelus dromedarius (Arabian camel), 3008 nucleotides. RefSeq lists its product as uncharacterized. The record is from RefSeq and is a predicted model, not a curated record. NCBI's taxonomy places the organism in Eukaryota, Metazoa, Chordata, Mammalia, Artiodactyla, Camelidae. The coding region runs from base 25 to 2448 and encodes 807 amino acids. The transcript is spliced from 13 exons.
AAGGAUAAUGAAUAUUUGAAUGACAUGAUUCAAAUUGCUCGAGCUAAACUGCAGGCAGCCAGGGACCAGAACGCCAAGCGUCUGCACUCGCCACGUGUUUUGAAAACCAGAUCUGAGGGUUCGAUGCAGAGUGCUGUGAUGACUGUGGACUGCAGCUUGGAAGGACGUAAAAAGAAAACGCAAGACCACCAUGCUGCAUCGGGAUCUGUGAAUGUAGUAGAGGAAGCCAAUUUCCAAAAGCUGAAGAAGAAAGUAUGCUGCUUUGAUAAAACUUGUGGACAGAGAAAUGUGGGCACUGAAGGAAGAGUUGAAGAAUGUCACGGGCAAAUGUGGGAAGCAGAGAUCACUUGGAGACACCAGGUACCCUGCCUUCCUCCUGACACACUGAGUCCUCAGCACCUGAUGCAGACAGUUACUGUGGCCCUGAGAACCCCUAGCCAUGGGGUGUUUCUGGAUGUGCUGACUUCUAAGAUUGCUCUUGCUGCGAAGAAGGCCCAAGACAACUGGCUCAGGGCUCAGGAGCUGGAGAGGGAAAAUGCUGAGUUGAGAAGGGAGAAUGCCCACCUGAAACAAAGACUGGACAUAACCUGCAGAGAGAGGCAGGCAGAGGAAUACAUGAGGCAGGAGCCUACCCCAGGAGGGCCACACAGGCUGCCUCCUACCCUGAGAGAUUCAGGACCUGGUGCAGCUCUGGUGCAGAACGGCAACUCCUGCCCUUCUGAGGCGGCCAUGGAGGCCCAGGUUCCUUUUGAUGCAAGAGGGCCCCAUCCUUUCCCUGGGCCACCUCCACCUGGGCCCAUCUUGUGCCCUGUGCAGCCUCGCCCACCACCACCAGCUGCUCCACUUGAUGGGAUGUCAAUCUACAAAUUUGGAAACGACAAAGAAUCUUCUGAUAAGAAGGACGGGGCGAUUGAGAUAGCAAUUGAAGAACCAGAAGAUGUUCCUGAGACUACUGUAAUCGCCCCAGAGGAACUGAUGGACCAUAACACAUUGACCUUUGUUGACGGAGCCCGCGAAACUGACGUGUGCGAUGGCUUAUCAGCUUUUGAUUUUGAAGUAGAGAGAGAUACAGAAUCCUCUUCUCAUUUGAAGAGUAUCUCUGAGAGUCGACCACAGAAGUGUGUGGAUAAUUCAUCUGGAGAUGCAGGUCAAACAGGAGAAAAUACAUUAAGUGAACAAAUAGAAGGUGUGUCUUAUAUACCAUCUUGUACUAAUGGAUCAAGAAACUUUGAAAUGACAUGCGAGACCACGUCCACCCCGACAGCACGGGCCCCUCAUUGCUCCGCCGUCGCCACCGGGCUGCACCACCACCAGUUUGCCGUGGGUAAUGACAUUGCUGCGCUUGUGGUCGACAGUGGCUCCGGCAUGUGCAAGGCCGGCUUUGCAGGCGAUGAUGCCCCCCGGGCCAUCUUUCCCUCCAUCGUGGGACGCCCCCGGUACCAGGGCGUCAUGGUGGGCAUGGGCCAGAAAGACUCCUACAUGGGUGAUGAGGCCCAGAGCAAGAGAGGCAUCCUGACCCUCAAGUACCCCAUUGAGCAUGGCAUCGUCACCAGCUGGGACGACAUGGAGAAGAUCUGGCACCACACCUUCUAUAAUGAGCUGCGUGUGGCCCCUGAGGAGCACCCCAUGCUACUGACCGAGGCCCCCCUGAACCCCAAGGUGAACCGUGAGAAGAUGACCCAGAUCAUGUUUGAGGCCUUCAGCACCCCAGCCAUGUAUGUGACCAUCCAGGCCGUGCUGUCCCUGUACACCUCUGGCCGCACCACUGGCAUUGUGAUGGACUCUGGUGAUGGGGUCACUCACACUGUGCCCACCUAUGAAGGGUAUGCCCUCCCCCACGCCAUCCUGCGUCUGGACUUGGCUGGCCGGGACCUGACGGACUACCUCAUGAAGAUCCUCACGGAGUGUGGCUACAGGUUCACCACCACGGCCGAGCGGGAAAUAGUGCGUGACAUCAAGGAGAAGCUCUGCUACGUCACCCUGGACUUGGAGCAGGAGAUGGCCACCGCUGCCUCCAGCUCCUCCCUGGGGAAGAGCUACGAGCUGCCCGAUGGUCAGGUCAUCACCGUUGGCAGUGAACGCUUCUGCUGCCCUGAGGCUCUCUUCCAGCCUGCCUUCCUGGGCCUGGAAGCCUGUGGCAUCCACGAGACUACUUUCAAGUCCAUCAUGAAGUGUGACGUGGACAUCCGCAAGGACCUCUACGCCAACACGGUGCUAUCCGGCGGAACCACCAUGUACCCCGGCAUCACCGGCAGGAUGCAGAAGGAGCUCACUGCCGUGGCCCCCAGCACGGUGAAGGUCAAGAUCAUCGCGCCCCCUGAGCGCAAGUAUUCCGUGUGGAUGGGCGGCUCCAUCCUGGCCUCGCUGCCCACCUUCCAGCAGAUGUGGAUCAGCAAGCAGGACUACGACGAGUCCGGCCCCUCCAUCGUCCACCGCAAGUGCUUCUAGGUGGACUGAGUUUCCUUCCACCGUUCUCUUGACAAAACCUAACUUCGGUGGAAAAGGAGAUGAGAGUGGCCUAGCUUUGUUUUGUUUUUUUUUAUUUUCUUAAAAAAAAUUUUUAUUUUGGUACUUAAGAUUUAAAAACAGUGAAGGUGACAGCAGGCAGUUGGAUCAAGCAUCUCCAAAGUUCUACCUUGUGACCGAGGACUUUGUACAUUUUUUAAAAUAGUCACCCCAAAUAUCCUGAGAUGCAUUGUUACAGGAAGUCCCCUGCCUUCCCAAAACUACCCAACUUCUCUAAGGAAGUCCUUGCAGAAGCCCACACGGGAGGGUGAUAGCAUUGCUUUUGUGUAAGUGAUGUUCUGCAAAUAAAAAAAAACUUUACCUUAAUACCUGUUUUUGUUUGUUUUAUUUUGAAUGGUCAGUCCCCCUUUUUUGUCCCCAAACUUGAGAUGUAUGAAGGCUUUUGGUCCCCGUGAGAGUGGGCUGAGGCACGGAGGCAGCCAGGGCUUACGUGUACACUGACUUGAGACCAGUUCAAUAAAGUGCACACCUUAAAAAAAAAA